AUGCCCCUGGACGGUGCAUCUGCCACGCCCUCCUUCUGUGCAUCGCCGGGUGGCACCGCGGCAUUGGAUCACGGGUUUGGGAGGGCGGGUGGGGGCGGUGGCGGGUACGACAUCAUCGUGACGGCGGAGACGGUGUACUCGCCGCGCUCCAUGGCCAAGCUGCUCGCCCUCGUCUCUAAGUGUCUGCGGCGGCCGCACGGUGUGCUGUACGUGGCGGGCAAGAAGCAUUACUUUGGGGUGGGCGGCGGCACACGCCAGUUCAAGGGCCUCGUGGAGCAACAAGGUUCGUUGCACGGCCACUUGCUCAAGGAGGUUGUGGAUGGCUCCUCCAAUGUUCGGGAAGUGUGGAAGUUUUUCUACUAG
Molecule: messenger RNA, 363 nt
Organism: Closterium sp. Yama58-4
Lineage: Eukaryota; Viridiplantae; Streptophyta; Zygnematophyceae; Desmidiales; Closteriaceae
Source: the annotation of a GenBank genome assembly